Neogale vison (American mink) is the source of this 16376-nucleotide messenger RNA. It is a transcript of the gene BLTP1, whose product is annotated as KIAA1109 ortholog. Bases 571 to 15849 code for a protein of 5092 amino acids. The record is from RefSeq and is a predicted model, not a curated record. The transcript is spliced from 89 exons. Gene Ontology annotation, biological process: synaptic vesicle endocytosis. Lineage: Eukaryota; Metazoa; Chordata; Mammalia; Carnivora; Mustelidae.
AUCCCAGGACCCUGAGAUCAUGACCUGAACCGAAGGCAGCAGCUUAACCCACUGAGCCACCCAGGCGCCCUGAGGCAUCAUUCUUGACAGCAAGGGCCCAACAGUUUGAGAGAACAACCUUUUCAAAGCCACACUUAGAGAGAGACAGAGAGAGAGAGAGAGAGAGUGUGUGUGUGCGUGUGUGUGUUUGUUUUAGUAUUUUAUUUAUUUAGAGACUGCAUCUUGGGGUGUGGCAGAAGAGAGAACAUCUCAAGCAGACUGAGUGUGGAGCCCAAUGGUGGGGGGCUGACCUCAUGAGACUGAGAUCGUGACCUGAGCCAAAACCAAGAGUCAGAUGGUUAACUGACUGAGCCACCCAGGUGCUCCUUGAGUAUGUUUUAAAGGUUUGUUAAGAUGAAAUGCUGCAGGUGGACCUUCUGAAGAUUAGGAGGAAGAAGAACAACAUUGCAGACUCUGAAAAAAUAUUGGGGCCAUUCUUCUGACAGCUGUUAUAAGCACAAAUUAAAGACGGAGAAAAAUAGAAGAGGAACAGGAACUGCCUUUAGAUGCUGCUCUGGAAAAACUUCAGUAAUGGAUCAAAGGAAGAAUGAGAGUAUUGUCCCUAGUAUUACUCAAUUAGAAGAUUUUCUUACAGAACACAACUCCAAUGUUGUUUGGCUCCUUGUUGCUACCAUUUUAUCCUGUGGAUGGAUUAUUUAUCUCACAUAUUACAAUUCUCGAAAUGUUGGUCUUAUUUUAACAUUGGUUCUUAAUAGAUUAUACAAACAUGGCUAUAUCCAUAUUGGCUCCUUCUCUUUCUCUGUUCUUUCUGGAAAAGUCAUGGUUCGUGAAAUUUAUUACAUUACAGAAGACAUGUCUAUUAGAAUUCAAGAUGGAUUUAUAAUUUUUCGGUGGUGGAAAAUGUAUAAUCCAAAGCAGAAACAACAUGAUCCAAAGGCAGAAACCAGAUUAUACAUCACAGUCAAUGACUUUGAAUUUCACGUCUAUAAUCGUUCGGAUCUUUAUGGACGUCUUCAAGAAUUAUUUGGUUUGGAGCCAACAAUAAUUCCACCUAAGAAAGAGGAUGAUAAAACACGGGAAAAUGGAAGAACAAGAACCCAGUCCAAAAUUGAAAGAGUUAAAGUAAAAACAGAAUCUCAAGACCCCACAUCUUCAUGGAGAUCUCUUAUUCCAGUCAUAAAGGUCAAUGUGAGCACAGGACGUUUGGCCUUUGGAAAUCAUUACCAACCUCAAACUCUGUGUAUCAACUUUGAUGAUGCUUUCUUAACUUACACUACAAAACCACCUUCUAGUCAUCUUGAUCAAUUCAUGCAUAUUGUGAAAGGGAAACUUGAAAAUGUUCGAGUCAUGCUUGUUCCUAGUCCAAGAUAUGUUGGUCUUCAAAAUGAUGAACCACCAAGAUUAAUGGGAGAAGGGUUUGUGGUGAUGCAGUCAAAUGAUGUUGACAUCUACUACUACAUGGAUGAGCCAGGACUUGUUCCAGAAGAAACAGAAGAAAAUAUUGAAGGAGAAAUGAGCAGUGAGGAUUGCAAAUUACAAGAUUUGCCUCCAUGUUGGGGUCUGGAUAUAGUUUGUGGUAAAGGAACAGAUUUCAACUAUGGGCCAUGGGCCGAUAGGCAAAGAGACUGUCUGUGGAAGUUUUUCUUCCCACCUGAUUAUCAAGUUCUGAAAGUUUCUGAAAUUGCACAGCCUGGGAGACCGCGACAGAUCCUUGCUUUUGAACUGCGAAUGAAUAUUAUUGCAGAUGCUACAAUUGAUUUGCUGUUUACCAAAAACAGGGAAACAAAUGCUGUACAUGUAAAUGUAGGAGCUGGCUCAUAUUUAGAAAUUAAUAUUCCAAUGACAGUUGAGGAAAAUGGUUAUACUCCUGCUAUUAAAGGACAGCUCUUACAUGUUGAUGCUACCACCAGCAUGCAAUAUCGGACCCUUUUAGAAGCAGAAAUGUUAGCAUUCCACAUCAAUGCCAGUUAUCCCCGAAUAUGGAACAUGCCGCAGACUUGGCAGUGUGAAUUAGAGGUUUAUAAAGCCACCUACCACUUUAUCUUUGCACAGAAGAACUUCUUUACUGAUUUAAUCCAAGACUGGUCUAGUGAUAGUGCGCCAGACAUUUUUUCAUUUGUGCCAUAUACGUGGAAUUUUAAAAUCAUGUUUCAUCAAUUUGAAAUGAUUUGGGCUGCUAAUCAACACAAUUGGAUUGACUGUUCCACUAAACAACAGGAAAAUGUGUAUCUGGCAGCCUGUGGGGAAACAUUAAACAUUGAUUUCUCUUUGCCUUUUACGGACUUUGUUCCAGCUACGUGUAACACCAAGUUCUCUUUAAGAGGAGAAGAUGUUGAUCUUCAUUUAUUUCUACCAGAUUGCCACCCCAGUAAAUAUUCAUUAUUUAUGUUGGUAAAGAAUUGCCACCCAAAUAAAAUGACCCAUGAUACUGGUAUUCCUGCUGAGUGUCAAAGUGGUCAGAAAACAGUUAAACCAAAAUGGCGGAAUAUUACACAAGAAAAAGCUGGUUGGGUUGAAUGCUGGACUGUCCCAAGUGUCAUGCUUACAAUUGAUUAUACAUGGCAUCCAAUUUAUCCACAAAAAGCAGACGAGCAACUAAAACAAUCAUUAUCAGAAAUGGAAGAAACAAUGCUAUCUGUAUUAAGGCCAUCCCAGAAAACAUCAGACAGAGUUGUUUCUUCUCCUUCUACGUCUUCACGCCCACCUAUCGAUCCCUCAGAACUUCCACCUGAUAAACUUCAUGUCGAAAUGGAACUUUCCCCAGAUUCUCAAAUAACUCUUUAUGGACCACUAUUAAAUGCCUUCUUAUGUAUAAAGGAAAAUUACUUUGGGGAAGAUGACAUGUAUAUGGAUUUUGAAGAGGUUAUUUCAAGUCCUGUUCUGUCACUGUCAACAUCAUCCAGCUCUGGGUGGACUGCUGUUGGGAUGGAAAAUGACAAAAAGGAAAAUGAAAGUUCAGCCAAGUCAAUUCAUCCGCUUACCUUACGUCCUUGGGAUAUUACUGUACUUGUUAAUUUGUACAAAGUUCAUGGACGUCUUCCUGUUCAUGGAACCACUGAUGGCCCUGAGUGCCCUACAGCAUUCUUGGAAAGACUGUGUUUUGAAAUGAAAAAAGGGUUUCGGGAGACCAUGCUGCAACUUGUCCUGUCACCCCUAAAUGUGUUUGUCAGUGAUAACUAUCAGCGACCUCCUGUGGAUGAAGUACUCAGGGAGGGUCACAUCAAUUUGUCAGGUCUCCAGCUGAGAGCACAUGCUAUGUUCUCAGCAGAAGGUCUUCCUUUGGGAAGUGAUUCCUUAGAAUAUGCAUGGUUAAUUGAUGUGCAGGCUGGAAGUCUUACAGCUAAGGUCACAGCACCACAGCUUGCUUGUCUGUUGGAGUGGGGACAGACAUUUGUUUUUCAUGUGGUAUGUCGGGAGUAUGAACUGGAAAGACCUAAAUCAGUAAUAAUAUGUCAGCAUGGAUUUGACCGUCGGUUCUGUGAAUCCAAGUUGAGUUGUAUACCUGGGCCUUGUCCAACUUCAGAUGAUUUGAAAUAUACUAUGACUCGUUUAGCAGUAGAUGGAGCAGAUAUUUAUGUCGUGGAGCAUGGCUGUGCUACAAAUCUAAAGAUGGGUGCAAUUCGAGUUGCAAACUGUAAUCUCCACAAUCAGUCAGUUGGGGAAGGAAUAAGUGCUGCAAUUCAGGAUUUUCAAGUGAGACAGUACAUUGAACAAUUAAAUAAUUCCAGAGUUGGACUUCAGCCUGCAGUACUACGGAGGGCCUAUUGGCUUGAAGCAGGGUCAGCCAAUUUAGGACUCAUUACUGUUGAUAUUGCAUUAGCUGCUGAUCAUCAUUCUAAACAUGAGGCUCAAAGACAUUUUCUAGAAACUCAUGAUGGCAGAACUAAGAGGUUGUGGUUUUUAUGGCCAGAUGAUACCCUGAAGAAUAAGAGGUGUAGGAACAAGUGUGGUUGUCUCGGUGGCUGCAGAUUCUUUGGUGGCACAGUAACUGGCCUAGAUUUCUUCAAACUUGAAGAGUUGACACCUUCCAGUAGUUCUGCAUUUUCAAGCACGAGUGCAGAGUCUGAUAUGUAUUAUGGACAGUCUCUGCUACAGCCUGGAGAAUGGAUUAUUACUAAAGAAAUUCCCAAAAUUGUAGAUGGUAAUGUGAAUGGCAUGAAGAGGAAAGAAUGGGAAAACAAAUCAGUGGGAAUAGAAGUAGAAAGAAAAACUCAGCACCUUAGUCUUCAAGUACCAUUACGAUCUCAUAGUUCAUCCUCUUCCUCAGAGGAGAAUAGUAGUUCUAGUGCUGCACAGCCCUUAUUGGCUGGAGAAAAGGAAAGUCCCUCUUCUGUUGUUGAUGACCAUUUGGUUCAAAAAGAAUUCUUGCAUAAUGCAAAAAGAGAUGAUGGUCAUGUAAGCAUUCCUACAGAAAUUCCAGGAAACAGCCCCGUGUCUCCUAAUACUCAGGAAAAGUCAGUAGGUCAAUCUCCUUUGAGAUCUCCCUUGAAACGACAAGCUUCUGUAUGUUCCACUCGACUUGGGAGUACCAAGAGCCUUACUGCUGCUUUUUAUGGGGACAAGCAGCCUGUUACAGUUGGAGUCCAGUUUAGUAGUGAUGUCUCCCGAAGUGAUGAGAAUGUAUUAGACUCACCAAAGCAGAGAAGAAGUUUUGGUUCAUUUCCAUACACACCAUCGGCAGACUCCAAUUCAUUUCACCAAUAUCGGUCAAUGGAUUCCAGCAUGUCAAUGGCUGAUAGUGAAGCCUACUUUUCUGCAGCUGAGGAAUUUGAGCCCAUUAGCAGUGAUGAAGGCCCUGGAACUUAUCCAGGUAGAAAAAAGAAGAAAAAGCAAACACAGCAGAUUGACUACAGUAGGGGUUCCAUAUAUCACAGUGUUGAGGGACCACUUACUGGCCAUGGAGAGACCAUUCAGGAUCCCCGAACUCUGCCAUUCAAAACUCAUCCUUCCCAGGCUUCAUUUGUUUCUGCAUUAGGUGGAGAAGAUGAUGUUAUAGAACAUCCGUAUGUUGUAGAGGUUGAGAAAACAGUAGAGAGUGAACAGAUUACUUCUCAACAACCUGUGAUGAAUUGUUAUCAGACUUAUCUUACUCAGUUCCAGGUAAUUAAUUGGUCAGUGAAGCACCCUACUAACAAAAGAACCUCUAAGUCAUCAUUGCAUCGUCCCCUUGAUCUGGAUACUCCAACCAGUGAAGAAAGCUCAUCGUCAUUUGAACAGCUUUCUGUUCCAACUUUUAAGGUUCUCAAACAGGGGCUCACAGCUAAUUCUUUACUAGACAGAGGAAUGCAACUUUCAGGAUCAACUUCAAAUACACCAUAUACUCCUCUGGAAAAGAAAACUGUUGAUAACACAGAUGAUGAAACAUUGACAGAAGAGUGGACCCUGGAUCAGCCAGUCUCUCAGACCAGGACCACAGCCAUAGUUGAAGUGAAAGGGACUGUUGAUGUUGUUCUGACUCCCCUGGUAGCCGAAGCUUUAGACAGGUACAUUGAAGCAAUGGUUCAUUGUGCUAGUACCCGCCAUCCAGCUGCAAUUGUAGAUGAUCUCCAUGCCAAAGUCCUCAGGGAAGCUGUCCAAAAUAGCAAGACUACCUUCUCAGAAAAUCUAUCUUCCAAACAAGAUGUUAGAGGAAUAAAAACUGAACAUGCUACCAUAGGAACGACUAAUCAAGGACAAGCACAGACAAGUCUUAUAAUGAAGCAAGAUAAUGUAACAAUUAAAGGUCUUCAGGCUAAUGUUAGCAUACCAAAGGUAAACUUAUGUUUGUUACAAGCCUCAGUGGAAGAAUCUCCAAGUACAGCUCCUAGUAAAAGUGUGACUCAUGUUUCUCUAGUAGCGUUGUGUUUUGACAGAAUUGCUACACAAGUUCGUAUGAACAGAGGUGUAGUUGAAGAGACUUCAAAUAAUACAGAACCUGGUAGAACAUCAAAUUUUGAUAGGUAUGUCCAUGCCACUAAGAUGCAGCCUCAGUCAUCUGGAUCUCUCAGAUCAAAUGCUGGAGCAGAAAAAGGCAAAGAAAUUGCAGCCAAGUUAAAUAUUCAUCGAGUUCAUGGGCAACUUAGAGGUCUUGAUACAACAGAUAUUGGUACCUGUGCCAUCACUGCUAUUCCUUUUGAGAAGUCCAAAGUUUUAUUUACUCUUGAAGAGUUGGAUGAGUUUACUUUUGUGGAUGAAACUGAUCAGCAAGCUGUUCCAGAUGUAACUCGAAUAGGUCCCAGCCAAGAAAAAUGGGGUUGGAUAAUGUUUGAAUGUGGACUUGAAAAUUUAACCAUAAAAGGAGGAAGACAGUCUGGUGCUGUUUUAUAUAAUACUUUUGGAAUUAUGGGUAAAGCUAGUGUUACAGAAAGAGGUGGAGUGCUGACAUCCAAUAAUUCUUCUGAUUCUCCAACUGGCAGUGGCUAUAAUACUGAUGUCUCUGAUGAUAAUCUUCCUUGUGAUCGAAUAAGCCCUUCUUCAGACUUAAAUGGAAAUUCUGUUUCAGAUGAACAAGAUGAAGGAGUUGAAUCUGAUGAUUUGAAAAAAGAUCUACCUCUGAUGCCUCCACCUCCAGAUUCAUGUAGCAUGAAGCUGACCAUCAAGGAAAUUUGGUUUAGUUUUGCAGCUCCCACCAAUGUGAGAUCUCCUACACAUGCAUUUUCUAGGCAGCUGAAUCUUUUAAGCACUGCAACUCCAGCUGUUGGUGCAUGGCUUGUUCCCAUUGAUCAACUGAAAUCAUCCUUAAACAAAUUAGAAACUGAGGGCACCUUGAGAAUUUGUGCUGUUAUGGGAUGCAUAAUGACAGAAGCAUUAGAGAAUAAAAGUGUACAUUUUCCCUUAAGAAGUAAAUACAACAGACUUACAAAAGUUGCCCGUUUUCUCCAAGAAAAUCCUUCGUGUUUACUGUGCAAUAUACUACAUCACUACCUGCACCAGGCAAAUUACUCCAUCAUUGAUGAUGCUACAAUGAGUGAUGGACUUCCUGCUUUGGUAACUUUAAAGAAAGGUUUAGUUGCACUGGCAAGACAGUGGAUGAAGUUUAUUGUGGUGACACCAGCCUUUAAAGGAGUUAGUUUACACAGACCAGCUCAGCCACUGAAACCUCAAUCAGCUGUGGACCAUGAACAUGAAGAUGGGCUUGGACUAGACAAUGGAGGUGGUCUUCAAAGUGACACCAGUGCUGAUGGAGCAGAAUUUGAAUUUGAUGCAGCCACAGUCAGUGAACACACAAUGCUAUUAGAAGGAACAGCCAACCGUCCUCCACCUGGUGGCUCUGGACCUGUAACUGGAGCUGAGAUAAUGAGGAAACUUUCUAAGACUCAUACCCAUAGUGACUCUGCAUUAAAAAUAAAGGGUAUUCACCCAUAUCAUUCUUUGAGCUAUACCAGUGGGGACACUGCCACAGAUUCUCCUGUGCAUGUUGGCCGUACUGGGAUGCCAGUGAAGGAGAGUCCAAGGAAGGAGAGCCUACUCAGCUACCUGACUGGAAGCUUCCCAAGCUUGCACAAUCUCCUAGAAGGGACUCCUCAAAGAAGUAGUGCAGCUGUAAAAAGCAGCUCCCUAACGAGAACAGGAAAUACAAUGGCCACUGAUAUGUUAUCUGAACAUCCCUUGCUAUCUGAGCCAUCAUCUGUGAGUUUCUAUAAUUGGAUGUCAAAUGCUGUGGGUAAUCGUGGAAGUGUGGUACAAGAAUCUCCUGUUACAAAAUCCGCACACAAUAGUCUUCCAUCAGGUGUUGCACCCAAUCUUCCUACAAUACCCUCAGCCUCAGAUUUCAAUACCGUCUUAUCUAGUGACCAGAAUACUUUGGAUGGAACACACUCUCAGCAUAGCACUAGUCAGGAUGAUGUGGCAGGUGUAGAAGAAGCCAACCAAGGGUUUCCUGCUGUGCAGCUUGCUGAUGCACAGGUUGUUUUCAAACCUCUUCUCAGUCAUACAGGGAUUCAGUCACAGGAUGCAAUGCCACUCUGCUACCGAAUGUACUUCGGAGAACACCUUUCAUUUUCAGGGACUUUGGACUGCCUUAGAGCAGAUAUUGUGGAUUCGGACACAGCCAAAGAGAGAAAAGGCAAAAGAGCAAGAAGGCAAGGUCAUGUGAAUCUUCCUCCACUUGAAUUCAAACCAGCAUUAAUGUUGGAAACCUUUAGCAUCAGCGCUGUUGUAAUGGAAAAGUCAGUGUGCACCCCUCAGAACUCUACCAGUGCUCUUUCUUUUCAUGAUCUCAACAAACGGUAUUAUAAUACCUUUCACUGUAACUUUACUAUUUCUUGUCAGUCAAUAAGCCAGCAUGUAGAUAUGGCUUUGGUUCGUCUUAUUCAUCAAUUUAGUACAAUGAUAGAUGACAUCAAAGCAACUCAGACUGACAUUAAACUUAACAGAUAUACAGCUGGAUCGGCUUCCCCAACACCUACCUUCAAAACCAGAAAACAUCGGGAUUUUCGCUCGUCUGACUUCAGCCGCAGUUCUAGAGGAAGUCUGAAUGGUGGCAAUAGAGUAAACAAUGCAAAGAACAAACGGACCAACAAUGAAAAUAACAAAAAGGAAUCUCGAAACAAAAAUUCUUUAGGAAGAUCUGAAAGAAGAACUUCAAAAGUGUCUAGGAAAGGUUCAAAAGAUGUGGUGGACCAUAUGACUAUUCACAUGGAUGACUCUGAUUCAAUUACAGUGUCAGAACAAAGUGAGCCUUCAGCUGAGUGCUGGCAGAAUAUGUAUAAAUUACUUAAUUUCUAUUCACUUAUCUCUGAUCCAACAGGGAUAUUGGAAAAGUCUUCAGAAACAUUUGGACCAGCAGGAGUUCGGAGCCCUACUGAGCCGACAUGUAAAGUUGUGUUUGAGAAUGAACAAGACAGUAAUAGUUUGACUAAGACACAGAGGAAACGUAGCUUGGUGACUUCCGAACCUCAGCAUGUUACUCUAAUAGUGUUUGGGAUUGGCAUGGUGAACCGCACACACCUGGAGGCGGACAUUGGGGGGCUAACAAUGGAAUCAGAACUCAAGAGGAUCCAUGGUAGCUUUACACUUAAGGAAAAAAUGAAAGAUGUUUUACAUCAAAAGAUGACUGAGACGUGUGCCACUGCUCAUAUUGGUGGGGUUAAUAUUGUGCUGCUUGAAGGGAUUACACCAAAUAUACAACUGGAGGAUUUUCCUACAUCUCCUACAAGCACAGCCAAACAAGAGUUUCUAACUGUAGUGAAAUGUAGUAUUGCCAAGUCACAAGCCCUUUACAGUGCUCAGAGAGGGUUGAAGACUAACAAUGCUGCCGUGUUCAAAGUAGGAGCUAUCAGCAUCAACAUUCCCCAGCACCCUGCCACCUUACAUAGCAUGAUGGUUCGAAGUUCCCACCAACUAUCUAAGCAGAUCUCAGAUCUUAUCAGACAGCCUUCUACAGCCCCACAGCCUAUGAAAGAAGAUAUUGCAACACCCCUACCUUCUGAAAAAACUCCAACAAGUGUUAAUCAAACUCCUAUCGAAACAAAUGAAUUUCCCCAGUUACCUGAAGGUUUAGAAAAGAAGCCCAUUGUUCUUAAAUUCAGUGCUAUGUUAGAUGGUAUAGCCAUUGGAGCAGCACUUUUACCAUCUCUGAAAGCAGAAUACAAAAUGGGAAGAAUGAGAAGUCAUGGGAUGACAGGUGCACAGACGAGGUUUACAUUUGAGCUGCCAAAUCACAGAUUACGUUUUACUUCAAAAGUUUCUGCCACAGAUAUGUCAACCAUUCCUCCUUCUGCCAGCCUCAACCUUCCUCCUGUUACUAUGUCAGGGAAAUACAUAAUGGAAGAACAUGAUAGUUAUUCAGAUCAGGUGUGGAGUAUUGAUGAACUACCUUCUAAACAAGGGUACUAUUUACAGGGAAAUUAUCUACGUUGUGUGGCAGAAGUUGGUUCCUUUGAACAUAAUCUCACAACUGAUCUUCUAAACCAUUUGGUAUUUGUACAGAAAGUAUUCAUGAAGGAAGUUAAUGAAGUAAUACAGAAAGUUUCUGGUGGGGAGCAGCCUAUUCCUCUUUGGAAUGAACAUGAUGGAACAACAGAUGGAGAUAAGCCUAAAAUUCUACUCUAUUCCCUGAACUUGCAGUUUAAGGGUAUUCAAGUAACAGCCACUACUCCAUCAAUGAGAGCUGUGAGAUUUGAAACUGGAUUGAUAGAGCUGGAACUUUCGAACCGACUUCAAACCAAAGCUUCACCAGGGAGUAGCAGCUAUCUGAAACUGUUUGGUAAAUGUCAAGUGGAUUUAAAUCUGGCAUUAGGACAAAUUGUCAAACAUCAAGUUUAUGAGGAAGCUGGUUCUGAUUUUCAUCAAGUUGCCUAUUUUAAAACCAGAAUUGGAUUAAGAAAUGCCCUCCGAGAAGAAAUCAGUGGUUCUUCCGAUAGGGAAGCUGUGCUUAUUACCUUGAAUAGACCAAUUGUUUAUGCACAACCUGUGGCCUUUGACAGAGCUGUGCUGUUUUGGCUGAAUUAUAAGGCUGCCUAUGACAACUGGAAUGAACAACGAAUGGCUUUACAUAAAGAUAUUCAUAUGGCUACAAAGGAGGUAGUAGAUAUGCUACCAGGUAUCCAGCAAACAUCAGCCCAGGCCUUUGGGACUCUCUUCCUCCAGCUUACUGUGAAUGAUCUGGGAAUAUGCCUGCCCAUCACGAAUACUGCACAGUCUAAUCACACUGGAGAUCUUGACAUUGGUUCUGCUUUAGUAUUGACCAUUGAAAGUACUCUCAUCACUGCUUGUUCUUCAGAAUCUCUGGUUAGUAAAGGGCAUUUCAAAAACUUUUGUAUUCGUUUUGCUGAUGGCUUUGAGACGUCGUGGGAUGACUGGAAACCAGAAAUUCGUGGCGAUCUAGUGAUGAAUGCCUGUGUAGUUCCAGAUGGCACCUAUGAAGUAUGUUCUAGGACUACAGGACAAGCAGCUGCUGAAAGUAGUAGUGCUGGAACGUGGACACUCAAUGUUUUGUGGAAGAUGUGUGGGAUCGAUGUCCAUAUGGAUCCUAACAUUGGCAAAAGACUUAAUGCUCUGGGCAAUACCCUUACGACACUGACAGGAGAGGAAGACAUAGAUGACAUUGCUGAUCUAAAUUCAGUGAACAUAGCUGACCUGUCAGAUGAGGAUGAAGUUGACACUAUGUCUCCCACCAUCCAUACUAGUUCAGAUGGAAGUUCAGUAAGUGGAGAUGGCCACAAGCUCACCUUUGGGCAGCGACUUGUAAAUCACCUUCUAGGCCUGACGCCCCCAAAUCAGCGCCAUUCUGUUCCUGCAGAGUAUCUGUGUGACCCAGAGAUGUGGGGCUCCCCUCAGUCUAGCCAGUCCCAUUUGAGAGCAUGCAGAGCUCACUCAUGGGGAAAUGAAGCUGUAGACUAUCGAAGACAAGGAGCAUCUUGUAGCCAGCCAGGAGAACUUAGAGGAAGAAAAAUUAUGAAGCGUAUAGUCGAUAUCAGAGAACUAAAUGAACAGGCCAAAGUAAUAGAUGAUCUUAAAAAAUUAGGUGCAAGUGAAGGAACCAUAAACCAAGAAAUUCAGCGUUAUCAACAGUUAGAAUCUGUUGCUGUGAAUGAUAUUCGAAGAGAUGUUCGUAAGAAAUUACGGAGGUCCAGUAUGCGAGCUGCUUCUCUAAAGGAUAAGUGGGGUUUGGGUUACAAACCAAGUUAUAGCCGUUCAAAAAGCAUUUCUGCUUCUGGAAGACCUCCUCUUAAACGAAUGGAAAGGGCAAGUUCUCGAAUAGGAGAAACUGAGGAGCUCCCUGAAAUCCGUGUGGAUGCAGCAUCUCCCGGGCCCAGAGUAACUUUCAAUAUCCAAGAUACAUUGAAAAAAACAAUAUGGGGAAGUACGCCACAAUCCAGCUGUCCUGGGGAAGGGUAUUUUCAGUUUCCAGAGGAGACAGAACUGGACCUUUUGUCAGUAACCAUUGAAGGACCAUCCCAUUACUCCGCAAAUGGUGAAGGAUCAUAUUCCGUGUUCAGUUCUCCCAAAACUCCAGGAGGCUAUUCAUCAGGCAUUCCUUUCCAGCCUGAAGAGGGCCGACGGGAUGACAGUUUGUCUUCUACUAGUGAAGAUUCUGAGAAGGAUGAAAAGGAUGAAGACCAUGAGAGGGAAAGGUUUUAUAUUUACCGGAAACCCUCACACACAUCUCGUAAAAAAGCAACAGGCUUUGCUGCUGUUCAUCAGCUAUUUACAGAACGCUGGCCCACAGCUCCAGUCAACCGAAGUCUUAGUGGCACAGCUACAGAGAGAAAUAUUGACUUUGAACUUGAUAUACGGGUGGAAAUUGAUAGUGGAAAAUGUGUUCUCCACCCAACUACCCUUCUACAAGAACAUGAUGAUAUAAGCUUGAGAAGGAGUUACGAUAGAAGUUCCAGGAGUUUAGAUCAAGAUUCUCCUUCAAAAAAGAAGAAGUUUCAAACUAAUUAUGCUUCUACCACCCAUUUAAUGACUGGCAAGAAAGUACCAUCUUCUCUACAGACCAAGUCUAGUGAUUUAGAAACAACAGUAUUCUACAUUCCUGGAGUUGAUGUAAAGUUGCAUUACAAUUCCAAGACACUAAAGACCGAAUCACCCAAUGCCUCCAGAGGAUCUUCCUUGCCAAGAACGCUCUCUAAAGAGUCCAAGCUGUAUGGUAUGAAAGAUAGUGCACCAUCUCCUCCUUCUCCUCCUUUACCUUGCAAUGUCCAGAGCAAGACUAACACCUUACUUCCUCCCCAACCCCCACCUAUUCCCUCAGCCAAAGGAAAAGGAAGUGGAGGAGUAAAAACAGCCAAAUUAUAUGCUUGGGUAGCACUUCAGUCAUUACCAGAAGAAAUGGUUAUUAGUCCCUGCCUGUUAGAUUUUCUGGAAAAAGCUCUGGAAACUAUCCCAAUUACACCAAUUGAAAGGAAUUAUACAACUGUCAGUUCACAAGAUGAAGAUAUGGGACAUUUUGAAAUACCAGAUCCUAUGGAAGAAUCGACAACAUCAUUAGUAUCAUCUUCAACAUCUGCUUACUCUUCCUUCCCUGUAGAUGUUGUGGUUUAUGUACGAGUUCAGCCCUCACAGAUCAAGUUUAGCUGCUUACCAGUAUCCAGAGUAGAAUGCAUGCUAAAGCUGCCAUCCCUGGACUUGGUGUUUUCUUCAAACCGAGGUGAACUGGAGACUUUAGGGACCACAUAUCCCACAGAAACUUUAUCCCCUGGAGGUAAUGCUACUCCAAGUGGAACAAAGACCUCUGCAAGCAAAACUGGAAUACCUGGUUCAUCUGGCCUGGGCAGCCCUCUUGGCAGAAGUCGACAUAGUAGUAGUCAGUCAGAUCUGACCAGUUCUAGCAGCAGUUCAUCUGGUUUGAGCUUCACUGCAUGCAUGUCUGACUUUUCUCUUUAUGUAUUUCAUCCAUACGGAGCAGGGAAACAAAAAACUGCUGUUUCUGGGCUCACAUCUGGAUCAGGAGGACUAGGGAAUGUGGAUGAAGAACCCACUUCAGUCACUGGUCGAAAAGACUCACUCAGUAUAAACCUUGAAUUUGUAAAAGUGAGUUUGUCUCGGAUAAGGCGUUCAGGAGGUGCCUCAUUUUUUGAAAGUCAGUCUGUAAGCAAGUCUGCAAGCAAAAUGGACACUACACUAAUCAAUAUAUCUGCUGUAUGUGAUAUAGGGUCUGCCUCCUUUAAAUAUGAUAUGCGUCGACUCAGUGAAAUUCUGGCAUUUCCAAGAGCCUGGUAUAGGAGAAGUAUUGCAAGACGCCUAUUCCUUGGAGACCAAACUAUAAAUUUGCCAACAUCUGGCCCAGGGACACCUGAUUCCAUUGAAGGGGUAAGCCAGCAUCUUUCCCCUGAAUCAUCAAGGAAAGCUUACUGCAGGACCUGGGAGCAGCCUAGUCAGUCAGCCUCUUUCACCCACAUGCCUCAGUCACCUAAUGUAUUCAAUGAGCAUAUGACAAACAGCACCAUGUCACCAGGGACAGCAGCACAGAACCUAAAAUCCCCAGCUUCCAUAAGAUCAAGGAGUGUGUCUGAUUCUUCAGUUCCCCGAAGAGAUUCACUUUCAAAAACAUCAACUCCUUUUAAUAAAUCGAACAAAGCAGCCAGCCAACAAGGGACCCCAUGGGAAACAUUGGUCGUGUUUGCCAUCAACUUGAAGCAAUUAAACGUUCAAAUGAAUAUGAGUAAUGUAAUGGGAAAUACAACUUGGACAACUAGUGGUUUGAAGAGCCAGGGCCGUCUGUCGGUAGGAAGUAAUCGAGAUCGAGAGAUAAGCAUGUCCGUUGGUCUGGGAAGAUCACAGUUGGAUUCUAAAGGAGGAGUAGUUGGAGGGACCAUAGAUGUAAAUGCUUUGGAGAUGGUUGCUCAUAUUUCUGAACAUCCAAAUCAGCAACCUAGUCACAAGAUUCAGAUUACUAUGGGUUCUACUGAAGCUCGUGUUGAUUACAUGGGCUCAAGUAUCCUCAUGGGUAUCUUCAGUAAUGCUGAUCUGAAGCUUCAGGAUGAAUGGAAAGUAAAUCUAUAUAAUACACUGGAUUCAAGCAUGACUGAUAAAAGUGAAAUAUUUGUCCAUGGAGAUUUGAAGUGGGAUAUUUUCCAAGUAAUGAUAUCAAGAUCAACUACACCAGACCUGAUAAAAAUAGGAAUGAAGCUCCAGGAAUUUUUCACACAACAGUUUGACACCAGCAAACGGGCUCUGUCUACCUGGGGACCUGUUCCAUAUCUUCCACCUAAGACAAUGACUAAUAACCUAGAGAGAAGUUCACAAGAACAAUUGCUCGAUGCAGCUCAUCAUCGACAUUGGCCUGGAGUAUUGAAGGUGGUAUCAGGAUGCCACAUAUCCUUAUUUCAGAUUCCAUUACCAGAAAAUGGAAUGCAGUUUGGAGGAUCAAUGAGCUUACAUGGAAAUCAUAUGACACUGGCUUGUUUUCAUGGUCCAAAUUUCCGUUCAAAAUCCUGGGCCCUUUUUCACCUAGAAGAACCAAAUAUUGCUUUUUGGACCGAAGCUCAGAAAAUCUGGGAAGAUGGCUCUAGUGAUCAUUCUACAUAUAUAGUACAAACAUUGGAUUUUCAUCUGGGCCACAAUACCAUGGUUACCAAACCAUGUGGGGCUUUGGAAAGUCCUAUGGCAACAAUAACCAAGAUAACAAGGCGUCGCCAUGAAAACCCACCCCAUGGAGUAGCAAGUGUAAAAGAAUGGUUCAACUAUGUUACAGCCACAAGGAAUGAAGAGCUAAACCUGCUUCGUAAUGUUGAUGCUAAUAAUACUGAGAAUAGCACUACGGUGAAGAAUUCUAGUUUGUUGAGUGGAUUCAGAGGAGGUUCUAGCUACAAUCAUGAAACAGAGACUAUCUUUGCAUUACCAAGGAUGCAGCUUGAAUUUAAAUCCAUUCAUGUUCAAGAACCACAGGAACCUUCAUUACAGGAUGCCAGCCUGAAGCCGAAGGUAGAAUGCAGUGUGGUGACAGAGUUCACUGACCACAUUUGUGUGACUAUGGAUGCUGAGCUCAUCAUGUUUCUUCAUGAUUUAGUGUCAGCUUAUCUUAAAGAAAAAGAAAAAGCCAUUUUUCCACCUCGGAUUUUAUCUACUCGACCAGGACAGAAAAGCCCAAUUAUUAUACAUGAUGACAAUUCCUCUGAGAGAGACAGAGAGGACAGCAUCACUUAUACAACUGUGGACUGGAGAGAUUUUAUGUGCAACACAUGGCAUCUCGAACCCACUCUCAGAUUAAUUUCUUGGACUGGAAGAAAGAUUGAUCCAGUAGGUGUUGAUUAUAUUCUUCAAAAACUGGGCUUUCAUCAUGCCAGGACUACUAUUCCUAAAUGGCUUCAAAGAGGAGUCAUGGACCCCCUUGACAAGGUUCUGUCAGUUCUUAUAAAAAAGCUCGGUACUGCACUACAGGAUGAAAAGGAAAAGAAAGGAAAAGACAAAGAAGAACACUAAAAAAAGUAACUUGAUCUGUGAACAAAUUAAGAUUGUGUCUGUUAAGUUUUAUUACACUGGAGUGCUUUUUUUUUUGUAUAGUAAAAUUAUUUUCAGUAUAACUUAAAAAAACUCUAAUUUUUUGGCCAUUAUAUUGAAAGUUUGUAAGUUAACCUGUUUAUUCUAGUUCCACCAUUCUAUAUACAGUGAAGUAUUGCAUGAUAAUGUACAUUUUGUGAAAAACUAGAUUAAAAUAUAUAAAUCUGCUCAGUAGGGUUUAUAAUUGUAUUAUGUGCAAUACGAUUCCUGCAUCUUUAAAAUAUUUUCAAAGUAACUGUGAAUUUUUGUUACUGGCCAUAACUUUUAGAAAAAAAUCUUGUUGAUAAUGUGAUUUUUUUUUUUGGUCAUUAAUUGCCUUUUCUUUUUUUUAAAUGUAGUCUUGUAUAAAUACCUAUUUGUAUAUAGUUUGAGUAAUUGUGAUAUGAUUACAACUAAAAUAUUGUUUGUAACUAUUGUAAUAAAGUCACAGUAAUUGGUUUCACUCUGGA